Molecule: messenger RNA, 547 nt
Organism: Myxocyprinus asiaticus (Chinese sucker)
Lineage: Eukaryota; Metazoa; Chordata; Actinopteri; Cypriniformes; Catostomidae
Product: dynein light chain 1, cytoplasmic
Exons: 3
Coding region: 85-354 (89 amino acids)
Biological process (GO): cilium assembly; microtubule-based process
Cellular component (GO): cytoplasmic dynein complex
Molecular function (GO): dynein light intermediate chain binding; dynein intermediate chain binding
Source: RefSeq, a predicted model, not a curated record
UUUUUUUGUCAAGCACACAGCGUGAGUAUCACAGACGAACCAUCACCCUCAGUGUCAGGAAAAUCUACACAUAAAUAAGUGACCAUGUCGGACAGAAAGGCAGUGAUCAAGAACGCAGACAUGUCUGAGGAGAUGCAGCAGGAUGCUGUGGAGUGUGCCACGCAGGCGCUGGAAAAAUACAACAUUGAGAAGGACAUCGCUGCUUACAUCAAGAAGGAGUUUGACAAAAAGUACAACCCCACCUGGCAUUGCAUCGUGGGGAGGAACUUCGGCAGCUAUGUGACUCAUGAGACCAAACAUUUCAUCUACUUCUACCUGGGCCAGGUGGCCAUCCUGCUCUUCAAGUCUGGCUGAGCAAACAGCAUCAAGCUUUAUUUAAUUAAAAACAGACUGUACUGACGAGGCUGAUCAUUCCUGUAUUGGGACCUGCCUUCUUUCGACGCCUUCUCCUAUAAAGAAACAAUUGUAUUUAUUUUUGUUUUCUAUACACAGUUUGAAUGUUUUGUGUCACCUCAGUUUUUUUAAUUAAAGCUAAAUGAUUUGGCUA